UGUGAUAUUAAGAAAUAAGAAUUUUUGAUGAAUUUAAUUGAAAAUAAAUUUAUUUUAGUAUAUAUGAUUCUUAUUAUGAAUUUUGUUAAAAUUAAAUUUAUUUUAGUAUAUAUGAAUCAUCUUUCUAUAACAAAUUAAAUUAAAAAAAUGACAUGUAAAUGUUUCUUUAUCAUUGCCGUUUAUUGAACAUUAUAUGCUUUCAUAAAACGUUUAACUGUAAUGCUUUAAUUAUUAUUUAAUUAAAUAUCCAGUUUAUUGCAUUGAAAGUAUUUCUAUAUAUCCCCACCUUUGUUUAUUGACCAAUUUUUGUACUAGUCUUAAGAUACUAAUUCGUUUUGAUUAUUUAUAUAUCAUUAUUAAGAGUAGGGAAGAAUUAGAAUGUUCGAAUUAUGUAAUUUUCAUGAAUUAUUUAGUGAUUGUUUUGUAGUUUAAAUUUGUUAUGAAUAACACGUCUUAAUUUAAUUAUAAUCUUAUCUCUUUUAUAAAUUUAUGUUAAGUGGAAAUAUUUUAGAAAUAAUUUAGUGUUUACAAAUCUUAAAAAUGUGGUUGAAUAAGUUUUAUAAUGAUAGAAAUAAAGAUUUGUAUCCAAAUCCUGGAAACAUUACUUUUCAGUACGGAACUUCUGGUAUACGAUGCAAAUCUGAUUAUCUAGAUCAUGUAGUGCAUAGAAUGAGUUUAUUAGUUGCUUUACGAUCAAUGUGUUUAAAGUCAGCCCGAGUUGGGUUGAUGAUUACAGCCUCCCAUAAUCCACAAGAUGAUAAUGGAGUUAAAUUGAUUGACCCGCAAGGGGAAAUGCUUGAAAGUACAUGGGAAGAAUAUGCAACAGAAUUGUCAAAUGCUUUAAAUAAUGAUAAUGUAUGCAAUAUUUUAAGUAAAAUAGUACUUAAGUAUAAUAUUGAUUCUGGUUAUAAACCUAAAGUCUAUGUCGGACGAGACACUAGAAACUCGGGAGAGCGAUUGCUUAAAGCAGUAAUUUUAGGUUUAGAAAUAUUUAAAAGUGAUUAUGAAGAUUUUGGAGUUAUAACAACUCCAAUGUUACAUUAUUUUGUUAGGUGCUAUAACACAAAUGGUUUGUAUGGACAGCCAAAUGAAAAUUCAUACUUUACAAAAUUAACUAAUUCUUUUAAGAAAAUGCGAAAAAUGUGUUCUGACUAUAAAAAUUAUAGUCCUAUCAUAGAGUUUGAUGGUGCCAAUGGAGUUGGUGCUUUAAAAUUAAAAGAUGCAAUGAAGUAUUUAGAUGACUCAUUGAUUAUUAAUUUACACAACAAUGAUGUGAUG
Molecule: messenger RNA, 1278 nt
Organism: Daktulosphaira vitifoliae (grape phylloxera)
Lineage: Eukaryota; Metazoa; Arthropoda; Insecta; Hemiptera; Phylloxeridae
Product: phosphoacetylglucosamine mutase-like
Exons: 4
Biological process (GO): carbohydrate metabolic process; UDP-N-acetylglucosamine biosynthetic process
Molecular function (GO): magnesium ion binding; phosphoacetylglucosamine mutase activity
Source: RefSeq, a predicted model, not a curated record